CGAAAACGAAGCAGCUACGAAGGAAGUAUUUGCCGGGCGUGCUGAUGUCCUUUUGCGGUUGAAGCACACUCAUUUGCCAGCCGGCGACCGCAGGAAUCAGAAGCACACGACCAGAAGGAUGUGGCACGAGGCGAGGAAGCAGGAGCGCAAGAUCCGCGGUCUGAUCGUCGACUACAGAAAAAGGGCGGAGCGGCGGCAGUACUUUUACGACAAGAUCCAGGCUGAUCCCACCCAGUUCCUGCAGCUGCACGGCCGUCGGAGCAAGAUUUACCUGGAUCCCGCGGUGGCCGCCGCCGGCGAUGGAGCCGCAAUCAUUGUGCCUUGGCAGGGUCAACAGGACAACCUCAUCGAUCGCUUCGAUGUGCGUGCCCAUUUAGAUCACAUACCUCCCGUGAACAAGACAACCGUAGAUGGAGCCGAGGUGGACUCCGACCUGACCACCGAGGAGCGCCAGCUGAACUACGAACGUUAUCGUAUUUUGGCCCAGAACGACUUCCUGAACGUAAGCGAGGACAAGUUUCUGCACCAGCUCUACCUAGAGGAGCAGUUCGGGGCCAAUGCCCAGCUGGAGGCGGAGCGCAAUCUGGCCAAGAAGAAACAAAAGACUGGUGGAGCCACCAUUGGCUACUCCUAUGACGACGCUGGCGAUGCAGCUACCAUUGGCCCGCAGCCCUUCGGAGCUGCCAGUUCGACCGCCACUGGAGGAGCAGCUGCUGCCAAGGGCGACAAGGCGGAGGGCAGCGACGAAUCCGAUUCGGACAUCGAUAUGGACGUCUCAAUUGACAUCGGCAAGCUGGACACCGCCCAGGCCCACGAGCUUAACGCCUGCGGGCGCAACUACGGCAUGAAGAGCAACGACUUCUUUUCGCACCUGACCAAGGAUGCGGACGAGGCGGACGCCUUGCGCAUUGCCCGCGAGGAGGAGCAAGAGAAGAUGCUGCUGAGUGGCAGGAAGUCGAGGCGCGAGCGACGUGCCCAAAAGGAACGGAGAAUCGCCAAUAGACCCUUUAGUCCGCCCAGCUAUGCGGCCAAGGAGGACAAGGACAAGAAGGGUGGCGUCAAGGGCGGCGACAAGGAAAAGGAAGAGGACAGCGACUCCAGAUCUCCUUCUCCUGCCGAGGCGGGCCCGGAGAAGAUCACCUACAUUACCUCAUUCGGCGGCGAGGACGAGAUGCAGCCACACUCCAAGAUCACCAUCAGCCUGACCAAGCCGGGCCUGACUCUGGGAGAGUCCUGCAUCAAUGCCAGCAGCGGAGCAGCCAUUGCUGCCGCAGCAGCAGCCUCCUCGGUGUCCUAUGCGCAGAAGGUUAAGGACAACCUGCCCAAGUUGAAGGUGAUGAAUGAGUCGGCCAAGCGCAGCAGACGCCGUUCCCGCUCGCACUCUCGCUCUCGUUCCAGGAGCGGCUCUGCCUCCAGAAGUCGCAGUGGGAGUCGGAGGAGGAGUCGUCGCAGUCGUAGCUAUCAGAGAAGGAGCAGGACGCGCUCACGACGUCGACGGAGGUACUACUCCAGAUCUAGAUCCCGGUCGCGAUCUCGUUCCAGGUCUAGAUCAAGGUCUAGGUCACGCACCCGCUCGCGCUCUGGUUCUUGGAAACGCUACAAGUCGCGCAGUCCCAGCUACAAGCGGUCCAGAAAGCGCUACUCCUACUCCUCGCGCAGCUCCAGUGCAAGCUCUUACAGGCGAAGGAGUCGCUCCCGUUCCCAUUCCAGUCGUAGAAGUCGCGCAAAGAAGAAGACCACACCGCCGCCGGUGGCGACGGUUGGUGGCUAUUGCCUGAGCACCACCACCACUACCACAACAUCCACUCUGACGGCGGUGAAGCUGCUCCAGCAGCAGCAGCAGCCGCAGGUCAAGGCCAUGCCGCCCAUGAUCAGCUAUCCCCUGCCGGCACGAGUGCUCAAUCUAGGCCAACCCGGCAUCGCUGCCGCUCCCGCUGCAGUGCAACCGCAGGUUCUGGAGCCACCACCGCCGCCACUGAAACGCUACUAUGGCCGGAAGAGAGCCAACGACACUUCGUCCUCAUCCUCGUCGGGAGCGGAAAACAGCGAAGCCAGCGACAACGAGGAGCAGCCGCAACAACAGUUGGGAAAGCGAGCAGAGGAUUCCGAUGAAAUGGAAGUGGACACUGCGUCAGAGCGCUCCCAUGCCCUCCAGCCAACCAUGUCGUCAUCGAGCAGCACGGGUAAUCAAACAGGCAAAUAUAGUUCUGCUACCGAAACCAAAGGCUCUGGACAUCCGAGUUCUGGCGGCGGACGACCCAAUCUGCGCGAACGGCUUAAGCGAAAGAUGCAGAACCUACUGAACCGGCAAUAUAAAGCCGAUAAAAGGGCGGAGAUUGAGAAGACGGAACGGGAGCGACUGCAGCAGCAGGAGCGUGAAGACGAGAUGCGUGAACUGGCGCUGAAGCUGCGCAGGAGGCGCCGUGAGCUGCGUCACAAGUAUGGUACACCCUCGAGUGGAAAGCUGUCGGAUAGCGAGGCGGAAUCGGUGGCCUCGGAGAGCCAGCUGGCGAAGACCUCGACCCGUCGCAGCCGCAGCAGAUCGCACAGUCGCCGGCGGACUCCUCCGCCGGACACACAGCACAGUCGGCGGAGCAGCAGUCGAACGGAGAGAAGGCGACGCACGAGGACGCCCAGUCCCAAACACAACCGCAGGCAGCGUUCCCGCUCCAGAAGUAGCAGUCGCGUGGAGCGGAAGCGGCGUUCCAACAGCCGACGGCGCAGUGGCAGUCGCGACCGACGACGUUCCCGCAGCCGGAGGAGUCAGUCCCGGCGGCGAAGACAGCGAGACCGCAGCAUAGAGCGAAAUCGCGAGCGGGAGCGGUACAGGCAACAGCAUCAGCAGCAACAGCAACAGCAGCACGACAGGAUGCGGGGACGGGACCGCGAACGAGAUGCGGAUUACGGUUACGGCGGCAGUGGCAGCGGCUCCUCCAAUAGAGGACGCGUCGUGAUAUCCGCACCACCAAAGCUCAAGAAACUGGUCGACUACUGAACCGGAUAGCGCUGUGAAGGAGACCCUUUUCUAUUCACUUGAUUAUACACUUGAUAUUCGCUCGAUUGUUUAUAGAUGUAGGAAUCAUUUCUGGAGCGUAUUCUGCGUUAACUGUUGAUUUUGGCCCAAUAAAAUAAUUUUAGCUAUUACAGUUAAGACUUUUUAAGGAGAGAGCAUUUUUUGUACAUUUUAAUUUUACUUAUUUCCUGAUUGUCAUUUAUCAAGCGCUUGAAUUUUUAUUCCCGUACUUAAUUAGUUAUUACAAAUACAUAUUUUUCUUUGCUCCCUAAA
Messenger RNA from Drosophila rhopaloa, 3286 nucleotides. RefSeq names its product CLK4-associating serine/arginine rich protein. NCBI's taxonomy places the organism in Eukaryota, Metazoa, Arthropoda, Insecta, Diptera, Drosophilidae. Bases 119 to 2995 code for a protein of 958 amino acids. The record is from RefSeq and is a predicted model, not a curated record. The transcript has 6 exons.